Messenger RNA from Branchiostoma belcheri (Belcher's lancelet), 2353 nucleotides. Its product is annotated as tetratricopeptide repeat protein 9C-like. The record is from RefSeq and is a predicted model, not a curated record. Gene Ontology annotation, molecular function: protein binding. The transcript has 5 exons. Bases 218 to 1048 code for a protein of 276 amino acids. Lineage: Eukaryota; Metazoa; Chordata; Leptocardii; Amphioxiformes; Branchiostomatidae.
GUUUGUUGUUUGUGAUUCACCUCUGCUAGGUUUCAAACAGAGUGUUUAUGGUCCGAUCCUUGUCAUACUUACUGUAUCGGCCUCUAUAUUUUGCUCAGUACAAUCUGUGACAAAGAAGAAGGAAAUGAUUUUGGUACAAGAUUCACCUGGUCAUAAUUUGCUCAGCAGACAUUGUUCAUCAACCUAGGUGACAAUGUUUUGAAAAUCAUCAAUAGCCAUGGCCUCCAGUGAUGAUGGUGGAAGUGACCUAUCAGACCCCCAAGGUGCGACAUCUAACGGUCUGUCUGAGCUGGGACCUCCCGGCGCUGCGGCCAGCAGGAUGAAGGCUGUUGACCCUGAGGAAAUGAUCAGCAAGGCUGCAGCUCACAAGGAGAAGGGGAAUGAACUGUACAAGCAGAAGAAAUACAAGGGGGCAAUAGGACAGUACCACAGAGCACUACUGUACCUUAAAACAUUGCAUAAGAGUGGGGGCCCAGGUGCUGCAGGUAGUGCUGCACUGGCCAUGCAGCAGGUGGCAGCCUUGUCAGGUGCAGAAGAUACUUCCACAACCUCAGAACAAGAUGCAGCCAUUGCAGAAUUGGAAGCCAACUGUUACAACAACUUGGCAGCAUGUCUACUCCAGGAACCUGAGGUGAAGUAUGCCAAGGUGAGCAGUUACUGUGCCCAAGUGCUGGAGAGGAAGCCGGGUAAUUCCAAGGCUCUGUACAGAUAUGGGCUGGCUCUGUACCACUCCAAAGACUAUGAUGGGGCACUCAGCAAGCUGCACCAAGCACUGCAACAGUCACCAAAUGAUGCCAAUGUUAAGCGCUACAUCAAGCUGACACAAGAGGGGCUAGCCAGACAAGUGCAGAGACAGAGGGCCAUGUACAAAGGGAUGUUUGACAGCAGCACACCUGCCUCAGGGGAUGCCCAGGUGGGCACAGGUGCUUCAGCUGGGGACAGGCAAGAGGAAGAUGUUGUCCUGACAAAUGCAGAUGGGAAGGGAAGAAAGGCAGAGGAAGAUAAAAGCAUCACAGACUCUAAUGGCAAUAAUGAUGCUGAUGCAUAGUCAUAUGGUCACUAGUGAUGUAUGCAUUAUUGACACUUCAAACAGUUCCACAGACUUUUUCAUGGGUUGGAAUAUCCAUGAAGAAUUCAAACUUGGAAGAAAAGAUCAAAUGACACGAGCCAUGUGUCAGCUGCCUCCAUGGCUGUUUUUGACACUCGAAAUGAGUAACAUUCAUUGGGGUCACAGGAAUGUCCCGGAGAGCCUUCCAUGUACUGUGCUGGAAAUGUCAAAGAGGGAAAGCAGUUUGCAUUAGACGCCAAUACCAGCACUAAGAUUUUUGCACAUGACAUCAGACAUGUAGUCUGGAACAGCCCUGGCAUCUGUGUUGAGAGCUGGUUGGAACAACGAAAAAACUUGACCUUACUGAAGCAGGUACUGAAGUGGCAGUGACAGAGAUAAUAGGAAAAAUUACUAGUAAAUGUGUAACACAGUAGACAGAGUUACACAAUCAUAUAUCUUGGUUCAUAGUUGAAGAAAAGUUCACAUUAUUCACUGUCACUUAUAUCAUGCACCACAAUAAAUGUAACUACAUGCAUUUUCACUGUUCACAUGUUUCUGUCAAUAUGCUAUUGUAUGUUGUCACAAGUUUUGCAACAUUAAUUAUAGUAAUAAACUGCUAUCAACCUUACCUGUUGUAGCAUUUUAUAUGCAAAUGCAACGAGUAAUGAAUAACUUGAGAGUCAUGAGUUGGCAUGUCAGAAUAGAUGGGACACAUUGGACAUGAAAAUGCUAAAACUACAUUUUGUGUUACCAUUAGUUCCUUUUGUAUUCAUAGUUAAGUCUCUGGAUGUUGUCUUUGAUGAUUUUUUUUCUACUUUUGUAUUAUGUUGGUACUUUCAGAGGCCUGCUUGGUACUAAAUUACAUUGAUAUGUUUGAUUUUGCUUUGAUCCUAUGAUGCUUUUUGGUUUAUGUUAUAACCAUUCCAUAUGAAAAUAUCUUAUAUGUAUUAUUCUUGCUUAUUGGUGUAGACAAAUGGAAUAUAACGUUAGAAUCUUUGUUGUUAUUAAAGUGCAGUGCCCCUGUUGGGCAUGUUCUAUGAUAGGUGUGAGGAUUGUAUCAGCUCCAUGCUCCAUCUUAGCCGGAUGGCUCCGAUUUGUAACAAAGCCGUUACAAAUCGGAUGGCACCCAGGCUAGCUCCAUCUCUGUGAUGUGAAAUGAUUAGAAGAGCAAGUGUUUGGAGCUGAGGUCCUGGUUGAAUAUGUUACAGAGCUAUAUUUCCUGAUGUAGGAAACCUGCAUGCAUGGUACCACAUACCAGUAGUCAAUGUUGCUUACCAGUUCAUAAAAUAAAGUGUUAUUUUUCUG